CAGUCUUCGUUACAAAAUCGUGCAAGUACACGAGGCAUACAUAAGCGGAUCAGCCAGAUAUUCUUCCACCGAUUCGUAAGCAAGAAGAGAAAUCAUCAUGUAUAUCUUACCAUUAAUACUCUUGAACCUCUUCUUGGGUCUAAAUGCCCACUUCUAUUCGGCGGGACUAGCCGGUGCGGGAUUAGCUGGUGCCGGACUAGCUGGCGCAGGACAGGCUUUCGCGGGACAGGCUGCAGCUAAACAAGCUGCUGCUGGAUUCGCUGGAGCGGGACUUGCUGGCGCAGGAGUCGCUGGCGCAGGAUUUGCUGGCGCGGGACUCGCUGGCACAGGACUCGCUGGCGCAGGACAGGCCUUUGCAGGAGCAACCGCUGCUGGACAAAUUGCCGCUGCACAAGCCUUUGCGGGAUUAACUGCAGCAGAGCAACAUGCUGCACAGGUUGUUGCUGGACAAAUUGCCACUGGUCAAGCUUUCGCAGGACAAACUGCUGCUGGUCAAGCAGCUGCUGGACAAACUGCUGCUGGACAAGUGGCUGCACAAAUUGCCGCUGAACAGAUCGCCGCUGGACAAGUUGUCGCUGGACAGAUUGCCGCAGGACAGGUAGCCGCUGGACAAGCUGCUGCACAGAUUGCCGCUGCACAGAAUGCUGCCGCACAGAUUGCCGCUGCACAGACUGCCGCUGGACAGGCUGGUGCAGGACUAUCCGCCGUUGAACAAGCUGCUGCACAAGUUGCCGCUGCACAGGUUGCCGCUGCACACGCUUUUGUCGGACUAACUGCUGCUGAACAAGUUGCUGCACAAAUUGCCGCUGGACAGAUUGCCGCUGGACAGGUUGCCGCUGGACAAGCCUUUGCGGGAGCAUCCGUUGCUGGACAAACUGCUGCUGGACAAGCUGCUGCUGCACAAACUGUAGCUGCACAGAUUGCCGCUGGACAAGUUGCUGCUGGACAGGCCUUUGCAGGAUUAACUGCCGCUGAACAAGCUGCUGUCCAGGCUGCUGCUGGACAAGUUGUUGCAGGUCAGACUGCCGCGGGAUUAACUGCCGUUAAACAAGCUGCUGCACAGAUUGCCGCUGCAAAGAUUGCCGCUGGACAGGCCAUGGCUGGAUUAUCGGCCACCGAACAAGCUGCUGCACAAAUUGCUGCUGGACAGAUUGCCGCUGCACAGGUUGCAGGACAAGCAUUUGCGGGAGUAGCUGGUGCUGGACAUGCCAGACAAGUUAGACACGCUGGACAAGCUGGAAAAGCUGCCGCUGGACAAGCUGUUGCUGGACAAGUUGCCGCUAGCCAAGCUGCCGCUGGACAAGCUGCCGCUGGACAAGUUGCCGCUGGACAUGCUGCUGCUGGAAAAGCUGCUGCCGGACAAGCUACCGCUGGACAUAUUGCCGCUGGGCAGGCUGCUGCUGCAAGAAAAGCUAGACACGUUGCUGGACUUGCUGGCGCGGGAGUCGCUAAUGUAGGAUUCGCUGGACAGGUAGCCUUUGGACAAGCUGCCGCAGGACACGCUGCUGCUAGACAGGUUAUCGCUGGACAGAUUGCUGCUGAACAGGCUUUUGCAGGACUAUCUGCUGCUGAACAAGCUGCUGCACAGAAUGCCGCUGGACAAGUUGCUGCUGGACAGUCUUUCGCAGGAGUAGCUGCUGCUGAACAAGUUGCUGCACAGAUUGCCGCUGAACAGGUUGCCGCGGGACAGGCUGCUGCUGGACAGAUUGCUGCUGGACAGAUGUCCGCUGGACAAGCUGCUGCACAAAUUGCCGCUGCACAGACUGCCGCUGCACAGACUGCCGCUGGACUCUCUGCUGUUGAACAAGCUGCUGCACAGAUUGCCGCUGGACAGGUUGCUGCUGGACAAGCCAUGGCUGGAUUAACUGUCGCUGAACAAUGUGCUGCAGAGAUGGCCGCUGCACAAAUUGCCACUCAACAAAUUACCGCUGGACAGGCUUUUGCUGGACAAGCUGCUGCUGCACAAGUUGUCGCUGGACAAGUUGCUGCUGGACAGAUGGCCGCUGCACAAGCUUUCGCAGGACUAUCUGCCGCUGAACAAGCUGCUGCACAGAAAGCCGCUGGACAGGUUGCCGCUGGACAGGCGGCCGCUGGACUAACUGCCGUUAAACAAGCUGCUGCACAGGUUGCCGCUGCAAAAAUUGCCGCUGGACAAGCUUUGGUAGGAAUGACUGCCGCUGAACAAGCUGCUGCACAGAUUGCUGCUGCACAAAUUGCUGCUGGACAGGUAGCCAGUGGACAGUCAGCAGCAGGAGCAUUUGCGGGAGUAGCUGGACAUGCCAGACAUGUUAGACACGCUGGAAAUGCUGGAAAAGCUGCCGCUGGACAAGCUGCCGCUGGACAGGCUGCCGCUGGACAGGCUGCCGCUGGACAGGCUGCCGCUGGACAUGUUGCCGCUGGACAAACUGCCGCUGGACAAACUGCCGCUGGACAAACUGCCGCUGGACAAGCUGCUGCUGCAUAUGCUGGUGCGAGAAAAGCUAGACACGUUGCAGGAGUUGCUGGCGCGGGAUUUGCUGGACAGGCUGCCUAUGGACAGGCUGCCGCAGGAUUUGCUGGUGUAGGACUUGCUAGUGCCGGACAUGCUGCUGCUGCACAAGCUGCUGCUAGACAAGCUGCUGCUGCACAGGCUGCCUAUGGACAGGCUGGCGUUGGAUUCGCUGGUGCCGGACAUGGUGCUGCUGCACAAGCUGCCGCUAGACAAGCUGCCGCUGCACAGGCUGCCUAUGGACAGGCUGGCGCUGGAUUUGCUGGUGCAGGACUCGCUGGUGCGGGACUAGCUGUUGCCGGACAUGCUGCUGCUGCACAAGCUGCCGCUGCACAGGCUGCCUAUGGACAGGCUGAUGCUGGAUUCGCUGGUGCGGGACUCGCUGGUGCCGGACAUACUGCUGCUGCACAAGCUGCCGCCAGACAAGCUGCCGCUGCACAGGCUGCCUAUGGACAGGCUGGUGCUGGAUUCGCUGGUGCGGGACUCGCUGGUGCCGGACAUGCUGCUGCUGCAAAAGCUGCCGCUGCACAGGCUGCCUUUGGAAAAGCUGGCGCGGGAAUGGCUGGUGCAUUCAGGACUGCCGCAGGAAGAGCUGGUGCAUUAGCAGUAGCUGCCUAAAAGCAAACAGAGGUCAACGUUGUUAUCUGGAGAUAACUAACGACAACGCAUGCACAAGACAAGAUCGGUCCUUUAGAAAUUAUUAACUGAGUUACAGAAUCUUUGUUUUCUAUUUAAUGUGUACCCGCAUGUUUAUUUACAUUUUACAUUUACUCCCGCAAGACUACAUUUCUUAUUGUUGGCUACAACUAUAAUCUAUUUAUGAUUAAUAUAUUGUAUUAUAGUCCUGUAUACAUUCCUUAUCGAAUGUAUUAUUUAAAUGAUACGUGCCAUAAUAAUUCAUCUUCGAGAGAAAUGUAGCUGUGAUUUUACUUUAAUAAUAAAAUAAAGAAUUUUUUGUUAGUAUUUAAAA
Messenger RNA from Solenopsis invicta (red fire ant), 3458 nucleotides. RefSeq names its product spidroin-1-like. The coding region runs from base 98 to 3106 and encodes 1002 amino acids. Lineage: Eukaryota; Metazoa; Arthropoda; Insecta; Hymenoptera; Formicidae. The record is from RefSeq and is a predicted model, not a curated record. The transcript has a single exon.